AGUGCUUCAAACCCUACACCAACACAGAGUGCAGAGAGAGAGAGAGAGAGAGAGAGAGGAGGAGGAAUGGAAAGAAAGAAUGAAGAAGAAGAAACAGAAACGGGAAAAUCAGAAUUGGAUGCAUCGCAAAUAGAGUACGUGAGCUAUGGAGGUGAACACCAUCUACCCCUUGUCAUGUCCCUUGUUGACCAAGAACUCAGUGAACCUUACUCCAUCUUCACCUACCGUUACUUCGUCUAUCUCUGGCCCCAACUUUCUUUCCUGGCUUUUCACAAUGGGAAGUGUGUGGGGACGGUGGUGUGUAAGAUGGGUCAGCAUCGAAAUACGUUCAGAGGCUACAUUGCUAUGCUGGUUGUCAUCAAGCCUUAUAGAGGCAAAGGCAUUGCUACAGAACUUGUUACCAGAUCUAUCAAAGUGAUGAUGGAAUCUGGUUGUGAAGAGGUAACAUUGGAAGCAGAAGUCACAAAUAAAGGAGCAUUAGCACUGUAUGGCCGUCUGGGUUUUAUUAGGGCAAAACGGCUCUUCCGGUACUACUUGAAUGGAGUUGAUGCUUUCCGUCUGAAGCUUUUAUUCCCUUGUCCAGAUUUAUAUCCCUCCCUGCCUAUGAUAGCAAACAAAGAUGAAAGCUACAGUCACAAUGAUCACAUACCACAUGAAGAAUGUUGUGAGCUACAUCAACACUUGUAAUUUAGAUUUUCCAGCUCAGUAUAUGUUUAUCCACAAAAUUGUGCAGUUCAGUGCUAGAGUCAUUUAUGAUUUAUCUAUAACUUUUUAUCUCUGACAUAAUUUCGCAAUGAGAUGUAUACUAUCUUCAUGAUC
Quercus robur (English oak) is the source of this 819-nucleotide messenger RNA. Its product is annotated as N-alpha-acetyltransferase MAK3. Lineage: Eukaryota; Viridiplantae; Streptophyta; Magnoliopsida; Fagales; Fagaceae. The record is from RefSeq and is a predicted model, not a curated record. Gene Ontology annotation, cellular component: NatC complex. The coding region runs from base 67 to 687 and encodes 206 amino acids. The transcript has 4 exons. Gene Ontology annotation, biological process: N-terminal peptidyl-methionine acetylation. Gene Ontology annotation, molecular function: protein-N-terminal amino-acid acetyltransferase activity.